This is a messenger RNA of Dentiscutata erythropus, 234 nucleotides long. The record is from the annotation of a GenBank genome assembly. Lineage: Eukaryota; Fungi; Glomeromycota; Glomeromycetes; Diversisporales; Gigasporaceae.
AUGUUCACUCUCCCAAGUUCUUCGAACAAAUAUUUUGCUUCUACCAUACAAAUACUCGAUACUUAUGUUUCACCUAUAUUCACCUCAAUUUUUCAACUUGAUUUGGAUGAAAAUUCUCAACUCGAAUCUACACUUCACUCAAUUUUUAUUUCAAUUUAUUCUAUUGGAAUAAGAGUUGCAUUUGUAAUUGCAUAUUUAACGAUGUUUGUUGGGAUUAUUGGAAAAAUUGGAUAA